Messenger RNA from Nanorana parkeri, 1676 nucleotides. Its product is annotated as endothelin B receptor-like. Bases 263 to 1567 code for a protein of 434 amino acids. Lineage: Eukaryota; Metazoa; Chordata; Amphibia; Anura; Dicroglossidae. Gene Ontology annotation, biological process: vasoconstriction; regulation of blood pressure; G protein-coupled receptor signaling pathway. The transcript is spliced from 9 exons. Gene Ontology annotation, molecular function: endothelin receptor activity. The record is from RefSeq and is a predicted model, not a curated record. Gene Ontology annotation, cellular component: membrane.
CUUGUAUAUAAAUUGUUCAAAUGUCUGGAGACAGAAGCUCCCUGAACUAAGAAGCUGAAGACAUCCAUAGAGGUCAUCAAAGCUUGGAUUUUCUAGGCACUACAUGAGAAGAGCCCAAGGAAAAACAGGACACUCAUGACCUUGGACAAUAAGACAAUGGACUUUAUAGAGACAAAGCUUUGCUUGCUUGCUGGAUAGCUGAUCCCGUUUCUGGUGUAAUUUCAGGAUUGCUCUAAAACACUAGCUCCAGACCUACACGUCCAUGAUGCCUCCUACCACCUUGGCCAUAGUGUGGUUGGCAUGCCUAAUAUUUGGUGUUUACAGCCAGUAUUCCCCAACACCACAGUAUCUGGAAGAAAUCUCAGAGCUGUCACAGACAUUAAAUCAGGAAAAAGCUGGGCACCUUGUACAGCUGGGCACAAACCAAAGCCCUAAUGCAAGUCAACAGUCUGAAGAUAUUGGAAAUAUGCCACCUCAAAGACCACCACCUUGUCUAUCCCGCUCUAAAAUCAAGCAUGCUUUUAAGUAUGUCAGCACCAUAUUGUCCUGUGUCAUUUUCCUUGUGGGGAUUGUGGGAAAUUCAACACUUCUAAGAAUUAUUUACAAGAAUAAAUGCAUGAGGAAUGGUCCUAAUGUACUCAUUGCCAGCCUGGCACUGGGAGAUCUUUUCUACAUACUAAUCGCUAUUCCCAUCAAUAUUUAUAAGCUUCUAGCUGAAAACUGGCCAUUUGGGGUCCACGUGUGUAAGCUGGUUCCAUUCAUCCAGAAGGCCUCAGUGGGUGUUACAGUCCUGAGUCUAUGUGCGCUGAGCAUAGACAGGUAUCGUGCUGUGGCUUCUUGGAACCGAAUACAGGGCAUUGGAAUUCCAGUUUGGAAGGCCAUAGAACUCACUUUGAUCUGGGCUGCGGCCAUCAUUCUGGCUGUCCCAGAAGCCAUUGCCUUUGAUUUGGUCGAACUGGAUUUUAGGGGACAAAUUAUACGAGUAUGCAUGUUGCCACGAGAGCAGGCAUCGGCUUUAUUGACGUUUUAUCAAGAAGUGAAGGUAUGGUGGCUUUUUGGUUUUUACUUCUGCCUUCCUUUGGCCUGCACCGGAAUCUUCUACACAUUAAUGUCCUGCGAGAUGCUAAGCAUGAAGAAUGGCAUGAGAAUAGCGCUCAAUGAUCACAUGAAACAGAGAAGGGAAGUGGCAAAGACAGUGUUUUGCUUGGUGGUGAUCUUCGCACUCUGCUGGCUUCCUCUCCAUGUGAGCAGUAUCCUGAAGAAAACUGUAUAUGAUGGAACAGAUCCACACAGAUGUGAACUUCUCAGCUUUUUCUUAGUCAUGAAUUACAUCGGGAUCAAUAUGGCCUCACUUAAUUCCUGUAUAAAUCCAGUUGCACUCUACUUUGUCAGCAGGAAAUUUAAAAACUGUUUCCAGUCUUGCCUCUGCUGCUGGUGCCACAGGCCAAGCCUCGCUAUCACUCCCAUGGAUGAAAAGGGCUCUGGCGGGAAGUGGAAAGCUAAUGGACAUGACUUAGUCCUGGAUCGCAGCAGUUCUCGUCUGACAAACAAAUACAGUUCUUCCUGAAAACCAGAUAAUGCCACAAUGGACCAGAAACCACAUUUCCCUACCUGAUCUUUGCCUACUGUAUAUAUGAUAUCAGACAUGGCAUGAAUGCCUUCUGAGCUGUAUAUAU